AUGCAGUUCAAGACGCUCCUCGCACCCAUCCUCCUCGCCGAGGCGGCGCUGGCCCAAGGUCUACCUCUCCGGGUGGUCACUUUCAACAUCCGCUACGACGCCGGGUCCCGCGAAUCCGGCGAGAAGCCGUGGUGGGACCUCUUCUGCUCGAUCUCCAAGGACCGUUGCCGCCAACCGCACGUCAUCGACGCCAUCGCCAAGACGGCGUCCGGCGCGCCGUCGGGUGCCGCCACGGUCAUCGGGCUCCAGGAAGUGCUCGACAACCAGCUGAAGGACAUCCAGAACGGCCUCGGGUCCGGCUGGGCCCAUAUCGGCGUCGGGCGCGACGACGGCAAGAAGUCCGGGGAGUACAGCCCGAUCUUCUACCGCACCGACGCGCUCCGGCUGGUGUACGAGGAGACGAAGUGGCUCUCGCCGACGCCGGACCAGGUUUCCUUCGGCUGGGGCGCGGGCAGCCGGCGCGUCGUCACCCUCGCCGUCUUCGAACACGUCGCCAGCGGGAAGAGGUUCAUCCACGCCAACACGCACCUGGACAACGUCAGCUCCCAGGCGCGCUCCGAGGGGAUCAAGGUCGUCGUGUCCCGGAUCCAGGCGGUGCAGUCCAAGUACGGCCCCCUGGGCGUCACGCUGACCGGCGACUUCAACUCGGACCCCAACGGCGAUGCGUACCGGACGCUGUCCGCGACGGGGUUCCUGGGCGAGCUGUAUAACCUGGCCACUCCGGACCAGAGGGCCGGGACGAACCAGCUGACGUACACGACGUUCGAUACGUCCAAGCAGGGCAGCCGCAUCGACUUUGUCUGGCUUGGGCCCAAGGAUGCGAAGAAGUUCUCGGUCCAGCGGUACGAGAUCCUCAACAACAACGUCAACGGCAUGCUCAUCAGCGACCAUCGGCCUGUUGUGGGAGACGUCACACUGUUGUCGUAA
Colletotrichum higginsianum IMI 349063 is the source of this 927-nucleotide messenger RNA. Its product is annotated as Endonuclease/Exonuclease/phosphatase. The record is from RefSeq and is a predicted model, not a curated record. Bases 1 to 927 code for a protein of 308 amino acids. Lineage: Eukaryota; Fungi; Ascomycota; Sordariomycetes; Glomerellales; Glomerellaceae. The transcript has a single exon. Gene Ontology annotation, molecular function: 3'-5'-RNA exonuclease activity.